UUGGGAAUGUCUUGUUGCAUACACCAGUUCAACCUAGUACCAAAGCUUAUUUGCCCUAUUUUGAUGCCCCGGGAAUUUUGGAAGUGUGCGGCGCCCACAUCAUCUGGAGGUAAACCCGAAAUUUCCUCCAUUCUUUCGACGCUUCAUCUUUCUUGUCUUCUUUUUGUUCCAUCAUCGUCACACCUUCCAGCAAGAUGACCAGAAACAACAACCAUAACCGCAAUAGAAUGACCAGUCCUAGGCGCGCGGGCAACAACAAUCGGUUCGGGUUUUCUGGCCGAGGCAACCGACCUGGCCAACGCGGCCGCAACAAUCGCAUGAACAGUCGACAGAUACCCAGUUUACGGACUCGAUGGACACGCCCACCGAGUUCGAGUGGAGGCAUGCUGCCUACAAGUCAAGUAGUGCCCUUCUUAAACUUUCGCAAUCACAAACCAGGUGCACGGUUCCGUCAAUAUCAACAUACAUCCAUCAACCCUUUCUACACCGUUGCGCCGCCUCGGUCUUUUUCGGUGUUCCCACCUUCUCCAGCCCCAAACCGACCGACAACCUCCCGGGUUUGGCAUGAAACGCGGCGAAAAUCACCUUGGAUUCGAGCAGCAGCCCACCUUGCCGCCCACCGCACCCCUCGAACCCAUGAGGACGAGACGUGCCAACCGCCAAUUGUCUGCUCCCGAGGCAUUCAGAGCCAACAAGAGACAGAAAAAGGGCGAAAGGUCCCAGAGUAGGCAACCGAGCCCCAGGGAUUCCGCCGACACAGGUCCCGCCCGCCCCGACGAUCUGCCGGCGUCUGCUGCGAUCAGAGAGAAGAAUGAUCCGAGUCCAGCCCCGUAUACCGACGAGAGUUUUUGAACGAGAGCGUGUCACCUUUUUUCAUCGUUUUCAAAGCGGUUCGAUGCGCUAGAUUGAGGAAACCAG
Messenger RNA from Parathielavia appendiculata, 918 nucleotides. RefSeq lists its product as uncharacterized. The record is from RefSeq and is a predicted model, not a curated record. The transcript has 2 exons. Lineage: Eukaryota; Fungi; Ascomycota; Sordariomycetes; Sordariales; Chaetomiaceae. The coding region runs from base 195 to 728 and encodes 177 amino acids.